Molecule: messenger RNA, 942 nt
Organism: Sordaria macrospora k-hell
Lineage: Eukaryota; Fungi; Ascomycota; Sordariomycetes; Sordariales; Sordariaceae
Source: RefSeq, a predicted model, not a curated record
AUGGCGGAUCAGCAGAAGGUUUUGGGCAUGCCGCCCUUCGUGGCGGAUUUCUUGAUGGGUGGUGUCUCCGCCGCCGUCUCGAAGACCGCUGCCGCUCCCAUUGAGCGUAUCAAGCUCCUCGUCCAGAACCAGGAUGAGAUGAUCCGCGCCGGCCGUCUCGACCGCCGCUACAACGGUAUCAUCGACUGCUUCAAGCGCACCACCGCCGAUGAGGGUGUCAUGGCCUUGUGGCGUGGCAACACCGCCAACGUCAUCCGUUACUUCCCCACCCAGGCCCUCAACUUCGCUUUCCGCGACAAGUUCAAGGCCAUGUUCGGCUUCAAGAAGGACAAGGAUGGCUACUGGAAGUGGAUGGCUGGUAACCUUGCCUCCGGUGGUGCCGCUGGUGCCACUUCCCUCCUCUUCGUCUACUCCCUCGAUUACGCCCGUACCCGUCUCGCCAACGACGCCAAGUCCGCCAAGAAGGGUGGUGAGCGUCAGUUCAACGGCCUCGUCGAUGUCUACCGCAAGACCAUCGCUUCCGAUGGUAUUGCCGGUCUCUACCGUGGUUUCGGUCCCUCCGUCGCUGGUAUCAUCGUUUACCGUGGUCUCUACUUCGGUCUCUACGACUCCAUCAAGCCCGUCCUCCUCGUCGGUGACCUCAAGAACAACUUCCUCGCCUCUUUCGCUCUCGGCUGGUGCGUCACCACCGCCGCUGGUAUCGCCUCUUACCCCCUUGACACCAUCCGUCGUCGCAUGAUGAUGACCUCCGGUGAGGCCGUCAAGUACAAGUCUUCCUUCGAUGCCGCUUCCCAGAUCGUCGCCAAGGAGGGUGUCAAGUCUCUCUUCAAGGGUGCUGGUGCCAACAUUCUCCGUGGUGUCGCCGGUGCUGGUGUCCUCUCCAUCUACGAUCAGCUCCAGGUCCUCCUCUUCGGCAAGGCCUUCAAGGGUGGUUCCGGUUAA